GAAAUCACCCUUCCAGCAAUGGGGCACCCCCUCACUUGCGCCAGCCUCCCGUCGCCCGUCUUCACCACCCCCAUCUUCAGCAUGGCCGCGUCCCUCUCCGCAGCGUGCGUGCCGUCGACCUUCACCGGUCUCUCGUUUUUCGGCGCCAGCGUGCUCUCCCUCGAAGCCUCGCUGGUGGCCAACUACAGCGCGUCCGUUCCCGCGGAGCUCCGCUUCACGCAGCCCGCCAUCGACGUGCACGGCGCCACGUUCUGCAACGUCACCGUGUCGUACACCCACCCGGGCCAGAACGACAAUAUCAUCGUCGAGACCUGGCUGCCCGUCGAGAACCCUUCCUGGAACGGCCGGCUGCAGGCCGUCGGCGGCAGCGGCUGGGACGCCGGCCGCGUGCCCGUCUCGUACCAGGGCAUGGCCGGCGCCAUCGGCGACGGCUACGCGACCACGACGACCGACGCCGGGCUGGGCGCCAACCCGGACCCGUCGCGCGUCGCGCUGGCCAGCCCGGGCAACAUCAACUGGUACACGCUGACCAACUUCGCGUCGGUCGCGCUUAACGACCAGGCGGUCAUCGGCAAGGCGCUCGUCGCGCGCUUCUACGGCCGCCCGCCCUCCUUCUCCUACUGGAACGGCUGCUCGCAGGGCGGGCGGCAGGGCGUCAUGCUCGCGCAGCGGUACCCGCGCGCGUACGACGGCAUCGCCGCCGGCGCGCCCGUGCUGUGGACCUCGCGCGUCGGCUUGGCGCUGUUCUGGCCCCAGCAGGUCAUGCACCUGCUCGGCGCGUACCCGCGCGGCUGCGAGGUCGACGCGCUGUCGGCGGCCGAGGGGAAGGCGCUCUGGCAUGGGCUUGACCCGGGAGCGGAUCUGGUCACGCAGGGGAGCGGUCCGUUCGUGAUUCCCGGGGUUGCGGCGACCGACUGCAGCUCUGGUAUUUGCGUGGGCGUUCCCAGCUCGCUGGCCCUGCUGUGGAUGACGCAGUACCUGGCCAGGGGCGACCCGAGCUUCAACCCGUUGAAUCUCACGCACGCCGAGUUCGAUGAUCUGCUGCAUCUCGGCCGGCAGCUGUUCCGCUCGGCUGUGGAUACCGACGACCCUGACCUGUCCCGAUUUCGCGAUGCCGGGGGGAAGAUGGUGACGUUCCACGGACUUGCGGAUGGUGAAGUCGCCUCCAAGUCGACGCGGCAGUACUACCAGGAGGUGGAAGCCCUGGUGCCAGAUGUCCACAAGUUCUACCGGCACUUUGAGGUUCCAGGUCUUGGCCACUGCUCUGGGAAGUCGAGCGGACAGCCAGCCAGUCUGUUCGAACAGCUCCGCGCCUGGGUGGAGAGCGGCGUCGCACCCGAGCAGACGCCGGUCAACGUCACCGUCCUGGGCGGAGCUGUGCAGAGCCGCAUUCUGUGCCCCUAUCCACAAGUCGCGAAGUUCGAUAACGCUCGGUGCCGAGACCGCGUCGACGUGAGCUGUUGGUCCUGUUCAUCUGGUCCUUCGCGAGGAUGGUCGGGACAUUUCUGGGCUCGCCUGGCACGCAGCUACUUCGGCUAGUCGGUGGCACGGAGAUACAGCUGAUAUUUCUGCGAUGGUUUAUCUCUCUUCUCAUCCAACGCUCCGGUCGAGAGGCUCAUGAGCGACAGUGUAACAUAACGAUCAGCCCUCAUUCCACUCCAUAAAAGGCACUAAGAAAGUAAUCCAACUCACUCUUGUGGUUCGGCA
Messenger RNA from Thermothielavioides terrestris NRRL 8126, 1707 nucleotides. RefSeq lists its product as uncharacterized. Lineage: Eukaryota; Fungi; Ascomycota; Sordariomycetes; Sordariales; Chaetomiaceae. The transcript is spliced from 2 exons. The coding region runs from base 19 to 1539 and encodes 506 amino acids. The record is from RefSeq and is a predicted model, not a curated record.